This is a messenger RNA of Lodderomyces margitis, 1716 nucleotides long. RefSeq names its product E1 ubiquitin-activating protein (gene UBA2). NCBI's taxonomy places the organism in Eukaryota, Fungi, Ascomycota, Pichiomycetes, Serinales, Debaryomycetaceae. Gene Ontology annotation, molecular function: SUMO activating enzyme activity. Gene Ontology annotation, cellular component: SUMO activating enzyme complex; cytoplasm. The record is from RefSeq and is a predicted model, not a curated record. The transcript has a single exon. Gene Ontology annotation, biological process: protein sumoylation. Bases 1 to 1716 code for a protein of 571 amino acids.
AUGAAAGACACGUAUUUGAAAAAGAUUCUUGGAGGGAAAUGUUUCAACAAAAUCCAAAGUGCUAGAGUGUUGAUGGUGGGUGCUGGCGGGUUGGGCUGUGAAUUGUUGAAAGAUCUUGUUUUAUCAGGGUACGGCGAGAUUCACAUUGUUGAUUUGGACACCAUAACCUUGUCCAACUUGAACCGUCAAUUCUUGUUUCGCAAAACUGAUAUUGAUAAGUCAAAGUCAUUAACAGUUGCCAAAGCGGUGGAGUCAUUCAAUUACCUUGGUGCUAAGCUUGUGCCCCAUCAUGGAAAUGUAAUGGACACCAAACAAUUUCCCUUGGAGUGGUGGCAACAAUUUGACUACAUAUUCAACGCGUUGGACAAUAUUGAAGCAAGACGAUAUGUGAAUUCAAUGUGCUUGUUGUUGAAGAAGCCGCUAAUGGAGAGCGGAACUGAAGGCUACAAUGGCCAUGUGUGUCCCAUCUUGCCUUACUACAGCGCGUGCUUUGAUUGCCAGGCACAUGUGGCACCAAAAACGUACCCAGUGUGCACAAUCAGAUCGACCCCUUCGCUUCCUGUCCACUGUAUCACUUGGGCAAAAGAGUUUUUGUUUUAUCAGUUGUUUGAUGAGGUUGAAGAUAGUGGUUUAAAUGACUCCGAGGCAAUCUCCAAGGAAACUGAUAACGAUGCCGAGAUUGAAAACUUGGCGAAAGAAGCGAAUGAGUUAGCUGAGCUACGUGCAAUGAUUGUGAACUCAGACAAGGACACCUUCUUCAGGGAGUUGGUUAACAAGAUAUUCAGAGUGGAUAUUGAGCGGUUGUUGCAGAUUGAUGCCUUGUGGCAGACGAGACGCAAGCCAACGCCAUUGCACUUGGAAGAGUAUAAGUUGGAUGUAUCAGAUUUGCUGGAGACAAAGAAUUGGACAAUUGCCGAAAACUUGUACGCUUUAUAUGUGUCAAGCGCCAACAUUCAGCAGAGAUUAAAAGAAGAACAAUACGUGGCAUUUGAUAAGGAUGAUGAUGAUACGAUGACGUUUGUUGCCGCUGCGUCGAACUUGAGAUCAUUUGUCUUUCACAUCGAAACCAAAUCAAAGUUUGAUAUCAAGGAGAUUGCCGGCAACAUCAUUCCAGCAAUUGCAACUACUAACGCAUUCAUUUCUGGUUUUGCUAGUGCCAUUGGUACACAGUAUUUCAAGCACGAAAAAGCUACUUUGGAAAAUACUCAUCUAUUACACACGUCACUGGCAGCCAAACAUGCGGUUGUAUCUGCACCAAUUGGUCCACCGAAUCCGGAAUGUCCCAGCUGCUCGGCCUAUCGUGGAGUGUUGCAUGUAAGCCGACAUGAUUUCGACUCGUUGACGUUGCAAUGGCUCGUUGAUCAAUUAGUUCCUUUAUACAAAUCGGACAUUUCAAUCCAAGUUGGCCAAUCAAAGUUGAUCUAUGAUGUGGAUUUUGAUGAUUAUGCUCUAGAUAAGCUAAGCCAAGUUCCCGACUUCAAAAACGGGGAGACUAUUCUCGUACAGGACGACUCGAAUCGCUUAGACAAUCUCAUCUUGUACUUGGCUGUUGGCAAUGAGACGCGUUUUCCACCAGUCAAAUUGAAAGAGAAACCCGUUAAAGAAGAGAGUGAUUUGGAUGGCAGCGAUGAUGACGGAUUCGAAUUGAUAGAAGGUGACAACUCGUCGGACGUGGAAAUUAUCGAGGAACCUCCUUUGAAGAGAAAGCGUGUGUAA